Paramecium sonneborni is the source of this 455-nucleotide messenger RNA. NCBI's taxonomy places the organism in Eukaryota, Ciliophora, Oligohymenophorea, Peniculida, Parameciidae. The record is from the annotation of a GenBank genome assembly.
AUGUCCUCAUAAUUAUUAGAAAAGCUAUUCCAAAAUAAUCCUCAUUUGAAUGAAAUUUAAAGAGAUCACAUUGCUGAAACAUUAUAAUAUUUAGAGAAGCAUAAAAUAUCACUAUUGUUUGAAGUAAAAAUUGACAUGACUAAUAAUAGGAAUUAUUGUCAUAAUUGAUAUUAGAGAUGAGUAAUUAACCAAGAAAAUCACUUUUAGAUGCUCUAAAAAAUUAUAAAAAUAAUUAACUCUUUGAGACAGGUGAUUAUGAAGUAAUAUUUGAACAUUUUGAUACAUUUAAUAAUAAAACUGUCAAGAUUAAUUCAAUCAAGCAAGGAUUAUAAAUAAUAGGAAUAACAAAAUCAGAAGAAGAAAUAAUGAAAAAAUAUUCUGCAAUUUUAAAAAAAGGAUUUGUCAAUAAAAAUGAAUUUGUUGAUAUUCUGAAAAGUGAAUUUAGUUAACGAUGA